UGUGUGGCUCCGCCCCCUCUGCAGGAGUUUCUCCGCGUUGCUUCAGUCUGAUCAGAUCUCAGUCACGCAGCGCUGCUGUCUGUCGCUCUCAGUGUCUCUCUGUGAAUGAACAGAAUCACGCGUGUUUUCUGUGGGAAUCUCGCCUCAGUCGCUGCUGUCUGUUUCACUGCAGGUUUAGAUGCUGUUGAUCUCCUGACCUGCUCUGUACCGCAGACUAUGAUUAACCGCCGCCGACCCGUCUCGGCUGGUUCCGCCCGGCAGUAGAGUCCGAUCAGACGGGACGUCGAGGUCUGCGUUAAAAUGUCUGCGUGUGGCGAGUUUGCAGAGCACGUGUGGAAACCAGGCUCCUGUAAGAACUGCUUCCAUCCUCGCAGCGCCCACGGACAGACUGGCACAGCGGGCAGCGCCUGCGUCCGAACGAGUCUGAUCGGGGAAGAUGAGGAUGGGGUGACGUCUCCCUCUCCAUAUAGCAAACCCACUAUCGCUGUUAGACCCACCAUGAUGAACACGGACAUCACAAUGGAGGUCAAGACGGACAUCAACAUGAAUACAGAACAGGACAACCAGAAGACCUCUGCUGGACUAAAGAAAGCUCUGGAUUUGGCUCCUCUGUACAUCGAUAGCAAUGGAUGUAAUAGAUCUCUAAGAGAAACCAAUAUACAAAACGGGAAGAUGUUCUCCCAGAACGUUUGUUCGCCCACUGGAUUAUCCAAAGACUGCAUGAUUAUUAACAGUGUAUUUGUGAGCCAAGAAGAUGGCUGCGUUUCCCAAAGUCUGAAAGAGAACGGCAACGGUGGCCCCUAUAGACAGAUGACCAAAGCGGUCAAGAGCACUUACACCAAUGGUGAUUCAUGUCUUCACAACGUGACUCAACGAACCAAUGGAAACGGUGAUCGAGUUACGAGUCCUCUAAGAGUGUCCGUAGAGGAAAGACAAGCCAGAACCGCACCAGGGAAUGUGGUUAAUGGAACGACCAAUGGGACGCCAAGUACUUCACCAUCUCCAAUGACUCCAGACUCCUUCCAUGAAAGCCUAUCGGACUCGUGCUCCAAUCGGAGCAGCACGGAUUCGUUACUGGGUCUCCGGAGUCCUCAGAAAUCUACGAGCGCUCCACCAAACGGGCUUGAGGAAAGCGAGCCGAUCUAUGCCGAGAGCACUAAGAGGAAAAGACGAACUCCAUGUGAUGGGAAGUCUCUCCAAUCCUCCGAGUCUGAAACAGAGGUCAAUGCAAGCGACAAUCAAAGAGCAACCAUCACAGUCAUGGCCGCCCGUACUGAAGAAAAUAACCGGACGUUUUACUUGAGCAGCCCGGAUUCUGCUGUGAGCACUCAGUGGACCCACUUCAGCCCAACUGUCCCCAAAGACUCAUCAAGCCUGGCGUUUACUUGGCCAAAUUCUCCUGAUGCAACCCAAGCAAUCCCUAACUCUUCCACCCAACCCAAACCUCAAUCUAGUCCCCCGGUUCCACCUAAGAUUAACUCCCGUCCGCCCAGACUUGGAACCUCCAGCCUCUCCUUAGCACCGUUACCCGAGCUAAGCUUCAACGUAGUUCUUCCUCCAAAAGACACGACUUCCGUUCCCUCCCAAAGGGACUCCAGUGUCGUCACUGUCCCGGAGCGGAAACACAGUAAUCUGGAGGGCUGUAUUGAUGAGGUGGAAGAGGAGGCUGAGUCUGAGGGGACGGCCCAGAAAUCAGGCUCUUGUACUCGGCCGGGCGACUCCAUCAAUAGUCCCGCUGUUCGGGGGUUUGCUUCCAGAGAAUGGAAGAGCGAGAGCAGUGCGACACCAGGCACUGCCAACAAAAGCACCAGUCAGACGCAGGCUGGCGUCCCAGAGGAGGACAGCAAAGCCACCGAGAGCAUCAACACCAGUCGAGAUCCUGUGCCGCCUCCGCCACCUCCCAAAAAACACCACCGGGUCUGUAACCGUUUGAGUGGCAGUAAUAUGGAUCUGGAGCGUGUGGGUCAGCAGGGGUCAGUGGAGAAUCUGAGCCAGUCGCUGCGAGGACUGAACUGCUGCACCACCGCGUCCACAGACAGUCUGCAGGCGCUCUCUGACGCCGACUCCACCCUCCGCUCCUGCCCCUCCCCAUUUCCCAGCAGCCCGUUUGGCUCCGCCCCAGCGUCGCCGCAGCCUGACGGGUUUCCCAGCAACAGUCUCGCGCAUCAGCUGCAGCCGCCUCCGUUGCCACAGAAGAAGCUGGUAAACCGCGCCAUCUCGGCUCCCGUUGAGUCGGGCGUCAAACCGCUCACCCGCAGCCGCCCGCGCCUCCCCUUCAGCGGGUCGGAAACCAACAUCAGCAACCCCGCCACCGCACCUCCGUCCAGCCCCGUGGACCCGCGUACGCUCUUCUCCUCCAGCGAGUCCCUCGAGCGCCCGCGGACUCUGGGGAACAUCACGUCCAGCUCGUCUCCGCAGCUCAACACGCUUCCGGCUGCCGGCUCCACGCUGCAGCUGCACGCACUGCUGAGUAACAUGGACAGCCGCGAGGGCAUCUACUCCAAGCUGGGCGGCCUGUACGCGGAGUCCCUGCGGCGUCUGGCGCUGAAGUGUGAGGAGCAUUUCACCCGCAGCCAGAGGAACACACUGAGAUUCGACGAGAGCAACUGGUCACUCUUCAAACUGACCUGCAACAAGCCCAGCUGUCUGUCUGGAGACGCCGUGUAUUAUUCCGCCUCCUGCGCGUCAGAUACCCGCAACACGUACGCUGUGAAGAUCUGUAAAGGCCAGACGUCCGACAGCAAGCAGGCGCAUCUGUACGGCCUGUCGGUGCAGCAGAGCGUCCCGCCUCACUUCAGCCUGCAGCAGGACUGCGGUCACUUCAUCGCAUGCGUGCCGCAGAGCAUGUUACCCAGCGAGGAGCGAGCGCCGGGGCCGUCCGAGCAGGAGCGUGUGGUGGUGAUCACUCGCGAGGUUCCUCACCAGACCGUGGCGGAUUUCGUGCGGGAGUGGGAGUCGUUCCACCGCGCGCAGCCGGAGGUUUACGAGCGGCGCGUUUGCUUCCUGCUGCUGCAGCUGUGCACGGGACUGGAGCAUCUCAAAGCGCACGGGGUCACGCACCGCGACGUGUGCAUGGAGAACCUGCUGCUGGUGCAGCACCGCCGCUCGCCAUCCGCAGACGGGACGCGCCCCGACCCGCAGCAGCAGAGCCUCCCGCGCCUCCUCAUCAGCAGCUUCGGCAAAUCCAAACGCCGCAACGCGGACGAGGUCGCGGUUUGCGGCGACCCGCGCUUCAAGCGAGAUCACGCCCGUCUGGCGCCUGAAAUCGUCUCCGCCGCGCAGUAUCGGAAAUUCGACGAGUUUCAAACCGGCAUUCUGAUCUACGAGCUCCUGCAUCGCCGCAACCCGUUCGAGGCGACGCCGGCCCUGCGGACGCAGCAGUACAGAUGCGAGGACCUUCCGGCCAUCCCUAGCGUGUCGAUCUACUCGUCCGGCCUGCAGAGGCUCGCGCACCUUCUGCUGGAGCCCGACCCCGGCCGACGCGUCCACAUCCAGGACGCCAAACGCAUCCUGCAGGCGCUGCUGUGGGGACCGCGGCGGGACCUGCUGGAGCAGCCGUGGGUCUGCGGGAGCACGCGAAGAGCCGGUCCGCCACGGCACGAGGGGCUGCUGAACUGGCUGGACGUGAAGCGAGCGCUGCUGAUGAUGAAGUUCGCCGAGCGCUCACUGGAGCCCGAGCGAAACGCCGAGCUGGAGGACUGGCUGUGCUGUCAGUAUUUCUCCACCGCAAACCCCAAAUCACUGUGUCAAAGCGCGGAGCUCCUGUACAACCUGCCGUUCACACACUGAACCGUGACUCCCUUGAACUGGUUUUGCUCAUGAAAGCGUCUCGUGUGCAUGCGGCAUGAGAUCAGAUGUGUCUAAACACUGUGUGUCCUUCACUGGAAUCAAACACCAGCACUGACGGACGGACGUUUGCGCUUUAACAUUCCACCCUUUCAUUUAAUCUUUUCUGAUGUGUUUCUAAUGGAAUAACAAGAAAUGAUAUUCUACAUAAACAAAGACUUUAAGAUUCUCUAUUGUGACAUUUUCACGAAAAUUAAAAAGCUAAUGUGAAAUAUAUAUAUAUAUAUAUGUGUGUGCUGUCAAAUCGAUUAACUGUGAUUAAUUGCAUUUAACUUAAAUGUU
This is a messenger RNA of Megalobrama amblycephala (Wuchang bream), 4128 nucleotides long. Its product is annotated as inactive tyrosine-protein kinase PRAG1. Gene Ontology annotation, biological process: protein phosphorylation. Lineage: Eukaryota; Metazoa; Chordata; Actinopteri; Cypriniformes; Xenocyprididae. Gene Ontology annotation, molecular function: ATP binding; protein kinase activity. The record is from RefSeq and is a predicted model, not a curated record.